Molecule: messenger RNA, 390 nt
Organism: Cadophora gregata
Lineage: Eukaryota; Fungi; Ascomycota; Leotiomycetes; Helotiales; Ploettnerulaceae
Gene: TVP15
Product: Late Golgi vesicles protein
Exons: 6
Coding region: 1-390 (129 amino acids)
Biological process (GO): vesicle-mediated transport
Cellular component (GO): Golgi membrane
Source: RefSeq, a predicted model, not a curated record
AUGGACUUCUCUGAUGCUUUCCGGAUUGUCAACUUGGCAGUGGGUGCCCUUAUGAUCGUUGGAGCUGGCUUCCAUUUCUCGUCGUCGAUUUCGCACAUUAUCGUCUCUGUGUACAUCAUCAUCUUUGGCGCUGCAACUGCGCUCCUCGAAUUCCAGAUUCCUCCACAAGUCGCCCGAUACGCCUCAUUCCUUUUUUCUUUCAUCGGCCGCGGAGUCUUCUACAUUUUCGUCGGGUCGCUCCUCAUUGAAACCGGAAUAAUGGACAUCAUCAUCGGAACCAUCGUCGGCGCUGUCGGUAUUGCAUACGUUGUCCUCGAAUUCAUGCCAUCCAUCGAGCCUCCUCAGAACAUGCGCGAAGCGGACGGAGGAUGGGGAGCUGAGCAGGUUUAA